This is a messenger RNA of Scedosporium apiospermum, 579 nucleotides long. RefSeq lists its product as uncharacterized. The record is from RefSeq and is a predicted model, not a curated record. The transcript has 2 exons. Bases 1 to 579 code for a protein of 192 amino acids. NCBI's taxonomy places the organism in Eukaryota, Fungi, Ascomycota, Sordariomycetes, Microascales, Microascaceae.
AUGGAGUGGCUCCAACCCGCCCCGCAGCCCAUCGGCCUCUUCGACACAUUUACGGCCCGCCAAACUGAAGUCCUAGUCAUUGAUGAAAAGCUUCUCUCCCUCUCCGGCGAUAGCUUCGACAUCCGUCUCGCCAAUGGCAUGCCCUUGCUGAAAGUCAAGGGGAGCGUGCUGUCUCUCAGCGGUCGCAAGGACGUGACCGACAUGCUGGGAAACCACAUGUUCACCAUCUCGAAGAAAAUCCUUAGUCUUCAUGCGACUUUUGCUGUCACAAAUGGCACGGGGCAGUUGAUUAUGGAGGUGAAGAAUAGCUUAGUUCAACUCAUCGGCUCGAAAGCGACCAUCACGUUCACUUCGCGAACAGGAAAGUACGAGACCCUCGUCAUGAGGGGAAAUUGGCGGUCCUCCAAGGCCGACAUCGUCGACGAGGCCACAGGACUCGUGGUCGCCCGGAUCAAGCGUGACCGAACCGCCAAGCACUACCUGAUGGGAGCCCAGACUUACACUGUCACCAUUGCUCCUGGCGUUGACAUGGCGCUCGUGGCAGCCAUGUGUAUUUGCCUGGAUGAGAAAAAUGAAUAG